UAGAGAAUGCAAACAGCAGGCAAGUCACAUUCUCCAAGAGGCGUUCUGGGUUGCUUAAGAAGGCUAAUGAACUUUCCAUUCUCUGCGAUGCUGAGCUUGCUCUUGUCAUCUUCUCCAACGCCGGCAAGCUCAUUGAGUUUUCUAGUUCUGGGUAAAAUGAAGAAAACACUUCAUAGGUACAACAAAUGUCAGGGUGCUUUAGAGACUCCUACCGUAGGAUACAAGGCAGAGGUAAUCUGAAAUUUGUACUUAUAACUGUAAAAUCUGAUCUUUUUGGCAUAUAAAAUUGCAGAAUGGUGAUUCUCAUCAUUUCUUUGUUGUUUCUUCUACGUUCUUUUUUAAUACAUUCCCUUGUCCUUUUUAAGUUCUCCUACCAUACGCUGCUUUGAGUUCAUCGAAUUUAAAAUGAUGAAGCAAAUAUCAGAAGGUUGUUUCCUGAUCAUUAUCACAAGAGAAAAGAAUCCGCAAGAGAAAUGCAUUCCAAUGACUUAGAGACCCAUUUGCAAUUGAUGUGAUCCUUUGCAUGAUGGUGUUAUCCAGAAACAGAGGAGUUAUCAAAAUGCAGGUGUAGAUGUUACUUUUUGGGUGAAGUUUUAAGGUGAUGGAUGGAUAUAUAGUUAUUCCUCGCAAAAAAUGUUGGGAGAACAUUGCAAAAUAGGCCCUUUUUUCUGUCUUGUAUCAUAACUGCCCUAGACUUGCUGUAUUGCAACUCUCUUUGCUGAUUAAAUCAGAGAGAUCAUACUCGAUGUACAAUUUGGUAGCCAAUAAACUUUGGUUUUUCAC
Molecule: messenger RNA, 783 nt
Organism: Rubroshorea leprosula
Lineage: Eukaryota; Viridiplantae; Streptophyta; Magnoliopsida; Malvales; Dipterocarpaceae
Source: the annotation of a GenBank genome assembly